ACAGAUAACCCUACGCACGAGCACAAGCACCAACGACGGACGUGAGGGACGAUUCAUUUUAGUAUUAGUAAUCCAUUAAAAUAUACACAUUUUAUACAAUUCCUACGUGGAUAUGGCGGAGCAGGUAACCAAAACCAUAGGUCAACUCUCAGUGGGUAAGUAGAUAACAUGACUAGCUCGUGUUAUUUGCUAGCUAAUAUACAAUCAUUGUAGCUAUUGAAAUCAUGCGAUGUGUUGCAUCAGACCGGAGUUGCUAGCUAGCUUUCAUAGCACCAAUGAUGACAUUUAAAUAAAUCAUUGCAUAGCACAAGCUUAUCUUGACUGUCUAGUUAGCUAAAACAAGCUAGCUAAGUUUACUACGCAUCGGUGUGAGCUCUGUGCUUUUUUUUUGUUUUAGGGCUUUUUUCAUUUCUGUAAUCCCUGUAGCUAAGCAUAUGGUAAAAUGUCUGUGUCACGCUCCAGUUAUCUAGCCGACGACCUUAUCUUGCCUAACUAGCAUAAUCACUGUCAUGCCAUCAGAUCUCCAACUUUUGGGUGGGUGAAAUAGGCUACAUAGUGGGGUGUCGAAUACGGGAGUUUUCAUCAUGAAUGACCAUGAACAUGUCAAACUAGGUUUAGCUAGCUGAAAUAACAUACAUUCAAAAUCAAGUGUUGAGUGCUUUCACUUUUUCCAGGUGAGCUGUAUGUGUCUGACAAAGAGGGGGAUGACCAGGGUGGUGAUGGAACAACGCAGAAGCCUUUCAAGACCUCAUUGAGGGUAAGAGGAAUCAGUGUUGUGUACCCCUAUUUCUGCUUCAUUACGACGCCAUCCAACAGAACUGAUACGUCUAGGCGUUUUUGAAUCAAUCACAGUUAAGUUAAUUGCUAUAACAACAACUAUUUGAUUUCAAAGGCUUUGACAUUUGCUGGAAAGGAGCCAUUCCCAACCAUCUAUGUGGACUCUCAGAAGGAAGGAGAGGUACGCAGUUACAAGCAAUGAAAACUAAGUCGUUUGGUUUCACUUUCAUUUGGGUUCACUUUCAGAUUUUGUUUCCCUUAUUAUUCUAGCGUUGGGCAGUGAUCUCCAAGACGCAGAUGAAAAAUGUGAAGAAGUUAUUUGCUAAAGAGCAGACGAAGAGCGACUCUAUAGACAAAAAGGAGGUGCGUGGGAGAGGCGGCAGUGUGGGGAAAUAGUCAGAGGCUGCUGCAUCCCGAAUGGAACCCUAUUCCCUAUAUAGUGCACUACCUCUGGUCAAAAGUAGUGCACUAUAUAGGGGAUAGGAUGCCAUUUGGGAUGCUACCAUUUAUAAUUAUUCACGCAAUAUCGUCUUGGGCAAUAAAUAGUUGUGGCUAUCAGUGCAAUAUAUUCACAGGCAGCAGUAGCCUAUGUUAGCUGCAAUUUAUGUAAGUUAUUUUCAACUUUGAUUUAAAGGCAGAGGAUUCUGAGAGACGAGAGAAGAACCUGGAAGAAGCUAAGAAAAUCACCAUUGAGAAUGACUCAAGCCUUCCAGAGCCCAAAACGGUCAGAUCCACUAUAUUCUCUUUAGUCAAACUCAUCUUUUGUAUGUUUUGUACUGUUUAAAAACAACUCCUCAUCUUUGGAAAUAAGAAUAUCAUUUUUGUCUUCCUUUGUGUUGAAAUAUUGAAAUUGAAUCAACCCUUUCCCAACAGGUUAAAGUCUAUCAGCUGGAGCCUCUCCGGGGGGAGAGAGUGAAGGUGUUUGGCUGGGUGCACCGAAUGAGAAAACAAGGUGAGGAUUGUAGAACGUUUGGUUAAUGUGUGUCUGACCAGUUGUCAGUAUGCCACAACACUUUAACUAGUUUAUAACAUGCAAGUUUUUUUUUUUAACAGUUUACGCUCGUGAUUCCAAUGCAUGAUAGAAUCAAAACCACCCUCCGGGUUUCCUAUUUACUUUACAUGGUGCACUACAGCAGGGAUCAUCAACUAGAUUCAGCCGCGGGAGGAUUUCUUUCUUGAGCGAAUGGUCGGGGGCCGGAACAUAAUUACAAAUAAUCUGUAGACUGCAAAUUGAACGCAAGAAUCCCAAACAGAUAUAAUAUUUUACUAAAUAUUUAAAACCUUGCUUACAUUUGGAUACAGUCACGUCUCUAUUAUGCGUGCGAAUACUUAGAAACAGAUUUCCAAAAUUAAUGACUUGGAGCUGAUUUCCUGGUGUUUAUUACAGGCUUAUAUGUCCAACAAUGAAAAUUCCCCCCCCCCCACCCCGAAAACUAACUUGGGGGGCCAAAUAAAACCACUGGUCCAUCAGUUAGGGAACCCUGCACAACAUACUUAUUUUGAGUGCUUUGUGGGCAACUGGAUGAGAAGAGAGGGGCUUCAUGGCUCAUAGUGUGUUUAUUGUUAGCAUUAUUUAGUAUUUAUUUUACCAGGGAAGUUGACUGAGAACACAUUCUCAUUCUCUUGCUAGGAAAGAACCUGCUGUUCAUUGUGCUGAGAGAUGGAACUGGUUUCCUGCAGUGUGUUCUCAACAAUAAAUUGGUACUUCUUUAUUUUUUAGUAUUUAAAACACAUUUAUUCUAUUUUUUAUUUAUUUAUGGUCCCUCUAUUUUAAAAAAAUAAUGUUUUUUUAAUACUUUUUUGUUGUUGUCACCACUAUAGUGUCAGUGCUAUAAUGCCCUGGUGCUGUCCACUGAAAGCACAGUGGCUCUGUAUGGGACAGUGAAGCAAGUACCCGAGGGAAAGCAGGUACAGAUUCUUCAAUUACUUACAUACUUUAAUUGCCCAGAUUAAACCGUGAUAUUUUCCCUCAAACCUUAUUUUUAGACCAGGAAUAGGCCCAAUCUGGUUCUGGGAAAACUGUCCCUUUUAACUAUUAAUUUAAUUAAUGUAUUAGAUUGUUUGUUAUUUUAUUAUUAGAGCUAUGACUGACUAGGAUGUUCUCUCCCCUCCUCUCUCAUCUCGUCCUCUCCUCUCUUCCUCCUCUUUCUCCAGGCCCCAGGUGGUCAUGAGCUGCACUGUGACUUCUGGGAGCUGGUGGGCCUGGCCCCGGCUGGAGGAGCCGACAACCUGCUGAACGAGGAGUCUGAUGUGGACGUUCAGCUCAACAACAGACACAUGAUGAUCCGUGGGGAGAACGUGUCCAAGAUCCUCCGGAUCCGCUCCACUGUCACACAGUGCUUCAGGGAUCACUUCUUCAACCGCGGAUACCAUGAGGUACAGUAAGAGCGGAUACACUGUACAAACGUCCUCUGUUUGAGCUCUUUGAAGCAUAAAACCACAAAAAUAAAUUGAACACAUAAAUAAAACAUAGAAUAGUAAUAUACAGAUGCAGUCGAAUAUAUUUGUCACAUUUUACAUUUAAAUUUUUAGUCAUUUAGCAGACGCUCUUAUCCAGAGCGACUUACAUGAGCAAUUAGGGUUAAGUGCUUUGCUUAAGGGCACAUCGAGACUUUUUUUUAAAAUGUGGUACGACUAUAGUCGUAUAAAAACUGGAAGGAAACAUGAUAAGCUUUGAAUCUUGAAUUGUUGUAUAUUUUCACCCUUUUUCCAUGUAUGUCUACGCUUCUGUCUAAAUCUCUGUUUUUUUUUGUAUUUGGUUCUCCCACAGAUCACCCCACCCACCCUGGUGCAGACCCAGGUGGAGGGAGGUUCCACCCUGUUCAACCUGAACUACUUUGGGGAGGAGGCGUUCCUGACCCAGUCCUCUCAGCUCUACCUGGAGACCUGCAUCCCUGCCCUGGGAGACACCUUCUGUAUCGCACAGUCCUACCGCGCUGAGCAGUCCCGCACCCGCAGGCAUCUGUCUGAGUGAGUAGUGGAAUUGCUGUUGUUUUCCCUUCCUGUUUUCAAAUAGCAAAAACAUUACCUUAGGAAAUCCUCUAUUUUGUAUUUAACUUUUAUUGAUACGGGUUAGUUUCACUGACAUAAAACCUAUUUUUCAAGAGACACUUUCUAGUGUUUAACAUAACUACAUAGUAUAGGGCCCUCUGCCUCUAUGUGAUUACCUACAGAGGGAGGGAACAUAACCUAUGUGCCCUCCCUCCCUCUGUAGGGACACUCAUAUAGAGGCAGAGUGCCCUAUUAACCUAUGUGCCCUCCCUCUGUAGGGACACUCAUAUAGAGGCAGAGUGCCCUAAUAACCUAUGUGCCCUCCCUCUGUAGGGACACUCAUAUAGAGGCAGAGGGCCCUAUUAACCUAUGUGCCCUACCUCUGUAGGUACACUCAUAUAGAGGCAGAGUGCCCUAUUAACCUAUGUGCCCUCCCUCUAUAGGGACACUCAUAUAGAGGCAGAGGGCCCUAAUAACCUAUGUGCCCUCCCUCUGUAGGGACACUCAUAUAGAGGCAGAGGGCCCUAAUAACCUAUGUGCCCUCCCUCUAUAGGGACACUCAUAUAGAGGCAGAGUGCCCUAAUAACCUAUGUGCCCUCCCUCCCUCUGUAGGGACACUCAUAUAGAGGCAGAGGGCCCUAAUAACCUAUGUGCCCUCCCUCUGUAGGUACACUCAUAUAGAGGCAGAGUGCCCUAUUAACCUAUGUGCCCUCCCUCUGUAGGGACACUCAUAUAGAGGCAGAGUGCCCUAUUAACCUAUGUGCCCUACCUCUGUAGGGACACUCAUAUAGAGGCAGAGUGCCCUAUUAACCUAUGUGCCCUCCCUCUGUAGGGACACUCAUAUAGAGGCAGAGUGCCCUAAUAACCUAUGUGCCCUACCUCUGUAGGUACACUCAUAUAGAGGCAGAGUGCCCUAAUAACCUAUGUGCCCUCCCUCCCUCUGUAGGGACACUCAUAUAGAGGCAGAGUGCCCUAAUAACCUAUGUGCCCUACCUCUGUAGGGACACUCAUAUAGAGGCAGAGUGCCCUAUUAACCUAUGUGCCCUACCUCUAUAGGUACACUCAUAUAGAGGCAGAGUGCCCCUUCAUGACCUAUGAAGACCUUCUGAGCAGGCUGGAGGACCUGGUGUGUGAUGUGGUGGACAGAGUCCUGAAGUCUCCUGCUGCUCCUCUCCUCUACCAAGUCAACCCUGUACGUCUGAUGUUUCAUUGGCAGCUAUUAGUUCUCACUAUGUCUGUCUGGCCGUCUCACUUGCACGCUCUAUCUGUAUGUCUCUCUCUCUCUCUCUCUCUCUCUCUCUCUCUCUCUCUCUCUCUCUCUCUCUCUCUCCUCUCCUCUCCUCUUUCUCUCUCUCUCCCUCUCGCUCUCUGUAUCUCUCUCUCUCUCUGUAUCUCCCUCUCUCUCUGGAUCUCCCUCUCUCUCUGGAUCUCCCUCUCUCUCUGGAUCUCCCUCCCUCUCUGUAUCUCUCUCGCUCUCUGUAUCUCUCUCUCUGACCCUCUUUCUCUGACUCUGUCUCUGACUGGGUCUCUCUCUCUCGUAGUCUUGUUCACUGAAGUGGAUGUAUUCUUUAAGGGUUUUAUCGCAAAAUAAUGUUUCCUGUUUGAGAUUCAAGUUUCCUUGACCUUUUUUUGAGCUCAUUCAAAAUACCUCCUUCAAAUCCUUGUUUUGUGGUGAAAGGCUAAACAUGAGGAUACCACAGUACUAAUGUGGCCUGUCGCUUUCCUCUCCACCCACCCCAGGACUUCAAGCCCCCCAAGAGGCCCUUCAAGAGGAUGAACUACUCUGAUGCCAUCGUCUGGCUCAAGGAGCAUGACAUCAAAAAGGACGAUGGGACCUACUAUGAGUUUGGAGAGGUAUAUUUGACUAUGAAUAAAUGCCAUUUGAUAAAUGGUUUAGGGUCGGCAUAUACCGCAGUCAAUUAUAAUCACUCCCAUCUAAUCACUAUCUCCCUCAGAAAUAAUAUUUGGAUAGUGUCGAUCUGGACUACAUAUUACUUUCAAUGGAGAAUCUCUAUUGAACAUGCUAGUCCAUAACUUAAUCUGUGUCCAGAAAACUGACAUAAAGAGAAAAAAGGAAUGUUUAAAUCAAAUUAAAUCACAUUUUAUAGGUCACAUUCAUGUGUUUAGCAGAUGUUAUUGUGGGUGUAGCGAAAUGCUUGUGAUUCUAGCUCUGACAGUGCAGUAAUAUCUAACAAGUAACAUCUAACAAUUUCACAACAAAUCAAAAUUAAAACAAUUCAAAUUUUAUUUGCCACAUGUGCCGAAUACAACAUGUGUAGACAUUACCGUGAAAUGCUUACUUACAGCCCUUAACCAACAAUGCAUUUAUUUCUUAAUAAAAAAGUAAAAUAAAACGACAACAAAAAAGUGUUGAGAAAAAAAGAGCAGAAGUAAAAUAAAACAACAAUAGGGAGGCUAUACAGUGGGGAGAACAAGUAUUUGAUACACUGCCGAUUUUGCAGGUUUUCCUACUUACAAAGCAUGUAGAGGUCUGUAAUUUUUAUCAUAGGUACACUUCAACUGUGAGAGACGGAAUCUAAAACAAAGAUCCAGAAAAUCACAUUUGUAUGAUUUUUAAGUAAUUCAUUUGGAAUUUAUUGCAUGACAUAAGUAUUUGAUACAUCAGAAAAGCAGAACUUAAUAUUUGGUACAGAAACCUUUGUUUGCAAUUACAGAGAUCAUACGUCUCCUGUAGGUCUUGACCAGGUUUGCACACACUGCAGCAGGGAUUUGGCCCACUCCUCCAUACAGACCUUCUCCAGAUCCUUCAGGUUUCGGGGCUGUCGCUGGGCAAUACGGACUUUCAGCUCCCUCCAAAGAUUUUCUAUUGGGUUCAGGUCUGGAGACUGGCUAGGCCACUCCAGGACCUUGAGAUGCUUCUUACGGAGCCACUCCUUAGUUGCCCUGGCUGUGUGUUUCGGGUCGUUGUCAUGCUGGAAGACCCAGCCACGACCCAUCUUCAAGGCUCUUACUGAGGGAAGGAGGUUGUUGGCCAAGAUCUCGCGAUACAUGGCUCCAUCCAUCCUCCCCUCAAUACGGUGCAGUCGUCCUGUCCCCUUUGCAGAAAAGCAUCCCCAAAGAAUUAUGUUUCCACCUCCAUGCUUCACGGUUGGGAUGGUGUUCUUGGGGUUGUACUCAUCCUUCUUCUUCCUCCAAACACGGCGAGUGGAGUUUAGACCAAAAAGCUCUAUUUUUGUCUCAUCAGACCACAUGACCUUCUCCCAUUCCUCCUCUGGAUCAUCCAGAUGGUCAUUGGCAAACUUCAGACGGGCCUGGACAUGCGCUGGCUUGAGCAGGGGGACCUUGCGUGCGCUGCAGGAUUUUAAUCCAUGACGGCGUAGUGUGUUACUAAUGGUUUUCUUUGCGACUGUGGUCCCAGCUCUCUUCAGGUCAUUGACCAGGUCCUGCCGUGUAGUUCUGGGCUGAUCCCUCACCUUCCUCAUGAUCAUUGAUGCCCCACGAGGUGAGAUCUUGAUGCCCCAGACCGAGGGUUGAUUGACCGUCAUCUUGAACUUCUUCCAUUUUCUAAUAAUUGCGUCAACAGUUGUUGCCUUCUCACCAAGCUGCUUGCCUAUUGUCCUGUAGCCCAUCCCAGCUUUGUGCAGGUCUACAAUUGUAUCCCUGAUGUCCUUACACAGCUCUCUGGUCUUGGCCAUUGUGGAGAGGUUGGAGUCUGUUUGAUUGAGUGUGUGGACAGGUGUCUUUUAUACAGGUAACGAGUUCAAACAGGUGCAGUUAAUACAGGUAAUGAGUGGGGAACAGGAGGGCUUCUUAAAGAAAAACUAACAGGUCUGUGAGAGCCGGAAUUCUUGCUGGUUGGUAGGUGAUCAAAUACUUAUGUCAUGCAAUAAAAUGCAAAUGAAUUACUUAAAAAUCAUACAAAUGUGAUUUUCUGGAUCUUUGUUUUAGAUUCCGUCUCUCACAGUUGAAGUGUACCUAUGAUAAAAAUUACAGACCUCUACAUGCUUUGUAAGUAGGAAAACCUGCAAAAUCGGCAGUGUAUCAAAUACUUGUUCUCCCCACUGUAUAUACAGGGGGGGUACCGGUGCAGAGUCAAUGUGCGGGGGCACCGGCUAGUUGAGGUAACAUAUACCCAAUACACACAAAUCUAAGUAAGAAAAUAUACAUAUAUGGACGAGCGAUGUCAGAGCAGCAUGGACUAAGAUACAGUAGAAUAUUCUAGAAUACAGUAUAUACAUAUGAGAUGAGUAGUGCAAGAUAUGUAAACAUUAUUAAAGUGACUAGUGUUCCAUUUCUUAAAGUGGCCAGUGAUUUCAAUAGGCAGCAGCAGCCUCUACUGUGCUAGUGAUGGCUAUUUAACAGUCUGAUGGCCUUGAGAUAGAAGCUGUUUUUCAUUCUCUCGGUCCCAGCUUUGAUGCACCUGUACUGACCUCGCCUUCUGGAUGAUAGCGGGGUGAACAGGCAGUGGCUCGGGUGGUUGAUGUCCUUAAUGAUAUUUUUGGCCUUCCUGUGACAUCGGGUGCUGUAGGUGCCCUGGAGGGAGGGUAGUUUGCCCCCGGUAAUGCGUUCGGCAGACCGCACCACCCUCUGGAGAGCCCUGCGGUUGCGGGCGGUGCAGUUGCCGUACCAGGCGGUGAUACAGCCCGACAGGAUGCUCUCAAUUGUGCAUCUGUAAAAGUUUGUGAGGGUUUUAGGUGCAAAGCCACAUUUCUUCAGCCUCCUGAGGUUGAAGAGGCUCUGUUGCGCCUUCUUCACCACACUGUCUGUGUGGGUGGACCAUUUCAGUUUGUCAGUGAUGUGUACGCCAAGGAACUUGAAGCUUUCCACCUUCUCCAUCGAUGUAUUGUUCAGUGGACCUUCUCUUUGUCCAGCUCCUGUUGUUAUUGUGGCUGUGCGUUAUGAAACCCUCUCCCUCCUGUGUUUCAGGAUAUCCCAGAGGCGCCAGAGAGGCUGAUGACUGAUGCCAUCGGUGAGACCAUCCUGCUGUGUCGCUUCCCUGCUGAGAUCAAAUCCUUCUACAUGCAGCGCUGUCCUGAGGACCGACGCCUCACUGAGUCGGUGAGUCCCUGACCAAGAAAACAUCACGGAAACCAUGACCGGAAAAACCACACCUCAGAGAAGCCAUCAUGACCCUUACCAGGGCCUCAUUCAAAAAAAAAUUCUGAUCAGUUUAGUCUUUUCGAUCAUAAUGAAUAAGAAUGUGGACAGUGGGGAGCUGAUUCUGAGAGGCUUUUUGGAUAUUUUCCCUGAAAGACAUCCUCAUUGUAGUCCCUGAUGCUCCUCUCCCCAGUGAAAUAACUCAUCCUCAUUGUAGUCCCUGCUGCUCCUCUCCCCAGUGAAAUAACUCAUCCUCAUUGUAGUCCCUGAUGCUCCUCUCCCCAGUGAAAUAACUCAUCCUCAUUGUAGUCCCUGCUGCUCCUCUCCCCAGGUGGAUGUGCUGAUGCCUAACGUUGGAGAGAUCGUAGGAGGGUCUAUGAGGAUCUGGGAUGCUGAGGAGCUGCUGGAGGGAUACAAGAGGGAAGGCAUUGACCCAACCCCUUACUACUGGUACACUGACCAGGUAUGUAGAUCUACCCAACCCUCUAAUACUGGUACACGGACCAGGUAUGUAGAUCUACCCAACCCCGUACUACUGGUACACUGACCAGGUAUGUAGAUCUACCCAACCCCUUACUACUGGUACACAGGACCAGGUAUGUACAUCUACCCAACCCCUUACUACUGGUACACUGACCAGGUAUGUACAUCUACCCAACCGCUUACUACUGGUACACUGACCAGGUAUGUAGAUCUACCCAACCCCUUACUACUGGUACACGGACCAGGUAUGUAGAUCUACCCAACCCCUUACUACUGGUACACUGACCAGGUAUGUAGAUCUACCCAACCCCUUACUACUGGUACACGGACCAGGUAUGUACAUCUACCCAACCCCUUACUACUGGUACACGGACCAGGUAUGUACAUCUACCCAACCCCUUACUACUGGUACACUGACCAGGUAUGUACAUCUACCCAACCCCUUACUACUGGUACACUGACCAGGUAUGUACAUCUACCCAACCCUCUAAUACUGGUACACGGACCAGGUAUGUAGAUCUACCCAACCCCUUACUACUGGUACACGGACCAGGUAUGUAGAUCUACCCAACCUUCUAAUACUGGUACACGGACCAGGUAUGUAGAUCUACCCAACCCUCUAAUACUGGUACACUGACCAGGUAUGUAGAUCUACCCAACCCCUUACUACUGGUACACGGACCAGGUAUGUAGAUCUACCCAACCCCUUACUACUGGUACACGGACCAGGUAUGUAGAUCUACCCAACCCUCUAAUACUGGUACACGGACCAGGUAUGUAGAUCUACCCAACCCUCUAAUACUGGUACACGGACCAGGUAUGUAGAUCUACCCAACCCUCUAAUACUGGUACACUGACCAGGUAUGUAGAUCUACCCAACCCCUUACUACUGGUACACUGACCAGGUAUGUAGAUCUACCCAACCCUCUAAUACUGGUACACGGACCAGGUAUGUAGAUCUACCCAACCCCUUACUACUGGUACACGGACCAGGUAUGUAGAUCUACCCAACCCCUUACUACUGGUACACGGACCAGGUAUGUAGAUCUACCCAACCCCUUACUACUGGUACACGGACCAGGUAUGUAGAUCUGUAGAUCUUAUUAAUGUAAGCAAUAAUACACAAGGGGGCGUGCUUCAUUGCGAUUUUAGUAUGGCUGCUGGGGUCAUAGGUUAGACACCCUAGCGUUUCCGGAACUAAGUGUUUUAUGAAAAGAAAUAGAGAAUCUGUUAGUAGAUUUUUUUGAUUGUGUGUUGCCUUAAUAAUGCCAACGUUGUGUCUUCCAGAGGAAGUAUGGGACCUGUCCCCAUGGUGGCUACGGGCUGGGCCUGGAGAGGUUCCUGACCUGGCUGCUGAACAGACACCACAUCAGAGACGUGUGCCUCUACCCCCGCUUCAUCCAGCGCUGCCGACCCUAAACUACCAACUAACCACCCUGCUCCCUGCAUUUCAAGAGACCAAGGCUGCAUCCCAAAUGGCUACCUAUUUCUGACCAGAGCGCUAUCCCUGUAUAACCAGAAGUAAUCAUCCUAAUGCACUGCAAGGUGGCCAACAUACGAGGCUUGAGAACUAAGAUCACUUAAUUACGUUCAGGAAACGACAGUAACAAAUCUCUGCAAAUGUAAGAUUUGAAAUGUGUUUUCAGUUGUGAAAUUCAUGCUGUUCAGCAAAUACUAUUUUGUCUGCCAAUAAAUGUAUACUGUAUGUG
Molecule: messenger RNA, 11018 nt
Organism: Coregonus sp. 'balchen'
Lineage: Eukaryota; Metazoa; Chordata; Actinopteri; Salmoniformes; Salmonidae
Source: the annotation of a GenBank genome assembly